GAAAAGCACUGGUUCGUCUUCAACUUCAACGACGCAAUCAUGGCGUUUGCUCUUUUCUUCACGCAGCUCCUCUGUGAGUAUGUUCCCACGAACUCCGAGGCUCUCCAGGCAGCCUCGCAGUGGGGGGAUUUUGCGUGGUUGAUCUUCCCGAUUUUCUACUUCCUUGGAGUGGCCAUCAUGUUUGAGAUUCUGUUGGCCUUCACGGUGGAAGCUUACAUCGAGCUUCGC
Messenger RNA from Symbiodinium pilosum, 228 nucleotides. Lineage: Eukaryota; Dinophyceae; Suessiales; Symbiodiniaceae. The record is from the annotation of a GenBank genome assembly.